AUGGCUGCUGAUCCCCCCACCAAGAAGCAGUGUAUGGGCGCCGACUGCGAGAACGACGCCGGAGCGCUACAAUGUCCUACUUGCCUGAAGCUCGGUGUCAAGGACAGCUUCUUCUGUUCUCAGGAGUGCUUCAAGAGAAACUGGGGCAUCCACAAGACAAUGCACAAAUCGCAAAGUAAUCUCCUCCACCAUUUGAAAGCUCCGAAAGCAAUCUCACCAGAUCCAGCUACCGGCUACUAUAACCCGUUUCCCAACUUUCCGUACUCCGGCUCUCUGCGACCCGUUUACCCUCUGUCGCCGCACCGAACCCUCCCUCAGUCGAUUCCUCACCCCGUGUGGUGGCAAGAUGGCAACCCCAGGUACAGCCGCUCCAUCACCAACCGUAACAAGAUGGAAAUCCUCGACAAGGCCGGCCAGGAUGCCAUGCGAAAGAGCUGCAGGCUUGCGCGCGAGGUUCUCGACAUUGCUGCUGCCGCCGCCAAGCCUGGCGUGACGACCGAUUAUAUCGACGAGAUCGUGCACAAGGCUUGUAUUGAGCGAAACUCAUACCCCUCGCCUUUGAACUACAACAACUUUCCCAAGUCGUGCUGUACAUCCGUUAACGAGGUCAUCUGCCACGGUAUUCCUGACCAGCGUGUUCUCCUCGAUGGCGAUAUUCUCAACAUCGAUGUUUCUUUGUACCACGAGGGAUACCAUGCGGACUUGAACGAGACAUAUUACAUCGGAGACAAGGCCAAGGCCGACCCUGACACUGUUCGCGUAGUUGAGACGGCACGAGAAUGUUUGGAGGAGUCAAUCAAGGCUGUGAAGCCCGGUACCUUGAUCCGCGAAUUUGGUAACAUUAUCGAGAAACACGCCAAGCAGAAGAACUGCAGUGUUAUCCGAACCUACUGUGGCCACGGUGUUGGCAAGCUUUUCCACUGCCCUCCCAACGUUCCUCACUACGCCAAGAACAAGACUGUUGGCGAGUGCAAGCCUGGCUUGACCUUUACUAUUGAGCCUAUGAUUGCGCUGGGCAAGUACCGAGAUAUCACUUGGCCCGACAACUGGACCAGCACCACUAUUGAUGGCAAGAUGACGGCCCAGUUCGAACACACUCUUCUUGUCACAGAAGAUGGUGUCGAGAUCCUGACAGCGAGACAGGCAGAUUCUCCUGGUGGUCCCGUGCCGAUGCCUGGCGCCGAGAACGGAGAGGAAAAGGCAUAG
Fusarium sp. VM40 is the source of this 1206-nucleotide messenger RNA. Lineage: Eukaryota; Fungi; Ascomycota; Sordariomycetes; Hypocreales; Nectriaceae. The record is from the annotation of a GenBank genome assembly.